This is a messenger RNA of Anopheles stephensi (Asian malaria mosquito), 5206 nucleotides long. RefSeq lists its product as uncharacterized. Gene Ontology annotation, biological process: synapse organization. The transcript has 10 exons. The record is from RefSeq and is a predicted model, not a curated record. Gene Ontology annotation, cellular component: neuron projection membrane. The coding region runs from base 2206 to 3735 and encodes 509 amino acids. Lineage: Eukaryota; Metazoa; Arthropoda; Insecta; Diptera; Culicidae.
GCACAAAUUCGGUCGUCCCAGUCAGAGCCAGCAAUGUUGUCCGGUUGGUAGGGAAGCGCGAUUUUACGACAGUUGUCAUCGUCCUCGCCCACCCGAACGGGCCAAGAUAGAGCCAUUGUGUGCGCACCGGAUUUGGUUGGUAGCGGAUUUGGAUUUGCAGUGCGUCUCUGUGUAGGGUGUGAAAGCAAUGCGAUUCGGUGUAGAUUGUUCAGUGAUAAAGUGUAUUAAAGGUUGAUAAAAAAGUGCUUCAAAACCGCAAAUAGCAAGAGUCGAAACAUAACCGAAAAGUCCCAAGUCCAGGUCCUUCCCCCAACAGAAAGGCCACAAGGUGGUUGGCGGAAGCGGCUAAGGAUCGUUUGCGAACCAAAUUUAGGUUUUUGCCUCCUUUCUUAUCGCAGUCACGUAAAGCUUUUCGCCGGGGCGCGCGCGUCUGGGCAACCCGGCAACACGGCCCCGCAGGGGCUUCGUCGCGAUAUGAUUGUCCAUUAUUUGGACUGGCCUGCUCGCUCAGUUUCGGUCCGUCUGUGCUUAAUCUGCAUAAAAGCUUAAUGAAGGAAAAAAGCGACGCAGCUCGCUUCCAUUACCUCCGGCGGCUCCAGAAUUCCGGCCCCCAAGUUGGGCCAUCUGGGAAUGGGAAUAUUUAUUCGCCGAAGUGAAAACGAGAAGUGAAAAGCCAGUGGAAAAGUAACGCUACCGGUGGUGGGGAGAGGUGCUGGUGGUGGAGAAGUGGAGUAAAAGCACAUACACACACACGCGUACAGAAACAGGAAUCAACGAGAGAGAGAGAGAGAGAGAGAAAGAGCGAGAGGAAGUGUUAUCAUUUAGUUGAGCGCUGUGAAAAUUCCUUUCAGCAGAGCCGUCGGAAGUUGGCUGCGAAGGUACAUCGGUGGCGGGAACAGCAUUUCCGGAGAAUUACUUAAAGAGAAUCGGUCACGAGCAGGGAGGGCAUUUGCUGGACGUGGUGAACACAUCUGUUGGCAGUCCCGGUCGAUUGAUGUUAUUACAAAAUACAGCAACAAGGUGAAACGAGGUUCAGCGACUCUUCAGACAAACUCCGAAUCCGAAGGACUUCCAAGACAUCGACCCUGUACUGUGCGUGUGUGCGUCUGUGAGGCAAUGAGCGUGAGAAAUGUUAAACUACCCCCGAAAAAAGCUCGUGAACAAUCGUAACGUUGUGUGAAGUGGUCAUGAAAUUAAAUUAAGUAGUAUUUUAAGCGACUGAAGCACCGCGCGAACGAGAGACAAGAUGCUGCAGAGCGUAAACCGAUGGCCAGUGCGAGGCCCACCGGUCGGCCACGAGUGCCCAUUAGUGCUCGAGAAGAAAGGGUCCACCGUUGUCAAGGGUCGAAGGUGGUGGAGGCCACUUUACCGGUGAACGAGCACCGGUCGGCCCGGAAGGACGAACCCUUGACACGCCUCUCCAAACGCCUCUCCAAACGUCGCCCACAGCACCACAGCUCGAAACCCGCGUUGCUGAAUCUGGAAAGCGUAGCAAAAAAGAGGUGAAGGUGAAAAGGAAAAAUCGCUACCCAUUAGUCACAAUCGCUAGCGGAAGCGGAAGUAGCAGCGGAAGUCGCUGCGGAAGUGAAAUAUCCAGCGGAUCCAAAGGGUCGGCGAAAAAAAAACAAAGACCCGAAAGGAAAAGGAACACCCGCGUCGGCAUUAGACACACUCCACACUCACAAUUUCUGACAAAGGACACCGAAUGGGGCGCAGGCAAAUUAACGCAAACGGAACGCGGAAAACCUGACACCAUAGGAACUGGAAAUGGUGUGCAGUGCAGUGCGAAAAAGUGACAACAUUAGUGUGUGAAGGACGAGUGAAUAGCAAAAACAAAACCACAAGCGAAAGGUUAAAAACUCUCGAACCACAAACGAACGAACACAAACAAACGAACCACGAACAACCGCUGGGGGAGCAACAAUAACCAACAAAAAACACCUCCCGAGGGCGCAAAGGCGUCCAUCGUUUAUAAUACGCACACCAUUAUCAUCGCAACACAAAAUAGAAAGAAAGACAACUCAACCUCCCAGUUACCGGUGGUGAGGAGUUCGCGUUUGAGUGUCUGUGUCUGUGUGUGUGUGUGUGUGUGUGAGUGAAUCCGUGCCGAGAGACCUCAAACUCGAAAGUUUUGGGUGAUAAUUUUCGUGGCCCACCCACCAACCAACACCACCCGGUUGCAGCAGGAAACGAUUUGCCACCAUCAUGCUAAUGGCGCCUAUGAUGGCGCUAAGGGGCACCAGAUUGCGGGGCCGGCGUGGGCCGGGCGGCACAAGGAGAUGCGGUUGCGGUGGCCAGAGUAUGGUCGGCGGUGACUGCAAUCCGUUCAUUUCCACACCGUCGGCCGUAUUUUCGCGAACUUUGCUCGUUACCUUUCUGCUGAUGACGUUCAACGUGAACGUGUGCCAGGUGGUGCAGGCCGCGGCUAGUGCCAGUGCUAGUGCCAGUGCGAGUGCGAGUGCAGCCGCCGGAAUUGAGCGACGACCGAGCGGGGAUCUACAGCGGCCCGAUGGCCUGAAAAUGCAUCACUACGGAAUUACGUCAGCAGCGUCCUCGGCCUCGCUGCACCACGCCAACGGUGCUGGAACAUCAACGGCCGCGUCGUCCGCAGUGUCCGCAGCAGCCCUGCUCGCCGGGGGACUCUCGUCACCGUCGUCCUCGCUGACAGGACCGGCGGAAAAGCCCUACUUUGACGAUGUCAACUCGCGCAACGUAACGACCGUCGUGGACGACACGGCGAUUCUGAAAUGUCGCGUGAAACACAAAGGCGAUAGAACGGUGUCCUGGAUGCGCAAGCGGGACCUGCACAUAUUGACAUCGAACAUCUACACCUACACCGGCGAUCAGCGCUUCUCCGUAAUCCAUCCGCCCGACUCGGACGACUGGGAUCUGAAAAUUGAGUAUGCACAGCAGAAAGAUAGUGGAAUUUAUGAGUGUCAGGUGAACACCGAGCCGAAAAUAAAUCUCGCCGUUUAUCUCGACGUCACAGAUGAACGAGAGUUUGCCCAAGAUUUCUCCAAGUAUGGUCCAAACACUGGAGGAAAGCACUUUAUCGGUGCCAUUGGACUAGAUUUUCUCUCAACAGCCGCCCGUGCUAAGAUAAUCGGCUCCCAGGAGGUGCACGUCAAGAAGGGCAGCACCAUCUCGCUGUCGUGUGUUGUGAACGUCCAUGCAUCGUCCAUCUCGUGGUACCAUGGCGUAUCGAUCGUUGACUUUGACUCUGCCCGCGGUGGCAUCAGCCUGGAGACGGAGAAAACGGAAGGCGGCACCAGCAGUCGGCUAAUGCUCACCCGGGCCACGCUACGCGACUCGGGCAAUUACACCUGCGUCCCGACCGGAGCGAUAUCCGCCAGUGUACAGGUUCACGUUUUAAACGGCGAACAUCCGGCUGCAAUGCAGACGAGCAGUGGCGUGCCGUGUCCGACGCAUCAAGCACUUAUCCUUCUCUUUGUAUCAUUAAAUAGUUGUAACGUUAGCAAAUUAAUCUUCUUCAUAUCAAACCUGCUCGAAACGGUGCGUUUCCUGCUCACCACAACGAUCGCCAACUUCCUUGUCCACAUCCGUCGGCUAGCAGCUUCGUUCGGAGCACUGCGGCACUCUAAGGCAACCGGCUACGUACUACUGACACUGGCUUCGAUCGGCACCCAUCUCCGGAUUGCACUACCGGCGCGAAGUACAGCGCCCGAUCGGCUCCAGCCACCCAGCCAGGACUCGGUGCGCACCCAGUCGAGAUGAUCUUGUUCCCCGCCGCAGGAAAGCACGAGACACUCUUUUUAAUCGCCCGAGGACUUGAAGUCAUACGGGCAGGUCAACGAGACUAUAGCAGCGAGCGUCCUUUGAGCAUAUGUAAUCAAUGUGCACCCAACUCCACAACCAAGGCCCGUUUGCAAGUGAGACGACACCGGACAACGUACGGACCGGAACUGUAAAUGUAUAAAUGUUAAGUUUCUACUUCAUAAUAAUUAAACUAAUAUUUAAAUUCAAUGAUAAGCCCCACUGAGUGGUAGUGUGUGGCCAAUAGCAUUGGUAGUGGUACGCGGGGAACAUGAAGCCAGAGAGAGAAAGAGCGUGCAAGAGAGAAGGAAAGCGAGCUAGAUAUAGAAGUGAAGGAACACAACUACACUAUCUGGAUUAUGAUGUACUGGAUUCGGAGAAUCCUAGCGAGUAAGAUAAAUUAGGUAAGUUAGUCAAUAUUUUUCCGUUUCAUGUCUUGAAAUGGGUUGCAGGAGAAAGAGCGCAUUUAGUUCCCGGGAUGCGAUAAUUAAGACUUAAACCGAGUGACACGGAACGCGAAAGCGGUGUAAGAUAGUGAAAGCAUACACGAGUGAAAAAUGUAAAACCAGUAAUGAAACAAGCCCAGAUAAAUCCAGAUAAACUGUAAGAAUUUUAGUAAGAAACAGAGGCAAACAUUACGAACAAAGGCGAACAAACGAAAGAAACAAAAAAAAACUUACAAGAAACGAAACGAGUUUGUGAACAAAAGUAGCUAUAAUGCAAUGUGUGAAGUCGAUGAUUAAAUCAAACGUGUGGAAGGUGGAAAAUCCCCCCACAGACGAGCGUGUAAUUAUGCAGCAGAAUUUUCCCCCACUUUCCUCUUCAUUUUAGCAAAGAGUAACAGAAGAAAAAGAAAGGGAAAAGCGAGAGAAGAACAUGAAGGCUAAACUAGAUUCAAAUCGUAGGCAAUACAGGAAGUCGAAUAAUUAUUUCGAGCAAACUAAACACUUGCUAACGGUGGCUCAGCUCAUUUUGAACGGAACUCAAAUCACAACACACACCCAAGUUACAAACAGAAGCUCCCCCCCCCCUAGUUACUAAAGAAAAAACAAAAGAAAACAGGCAGAGGCAGAAAGCAAACUAACUGAGUAAAGCGGUUUUUGUUUUGACAUAUUUUAUCUCGUGAAGAAAGGGGGAGAACGUAAGUGCGAAAUGCAAGCAAAAUAAAUCAAAUAAUCUCUCUCUGUAUAAAUCAAAACCAAAAGCAAACCAAAAACGAAAAGAAACGGAAACAAAACAACACAAAUCUAACAAACCUACAACAAUCAUCAAACAUUGGAGUGGAACGAGUGCGUGUGAAGAUUCGCUGAAAGCAGCAGACAGCAAGACAAGAAAACCAUUAUCAUCAUCCGUUAAAUGGCAAACCCGGUUCAUGUGUGAGAUGGUUCAUAAACAUUGAAAAUAAACGACUAACGCGUAGGAGAACUUGAAA